AUGGGUGAUUUUCAAUUGUACAAAUAUACCCCAACCAUGGCUGGUGCCAUAAUUUUUGGUGCUACUUUCAUUGUAUUAUUGGGAUACAAUAUUUUUAUCAUUUUUCAAAGUCUCUCCAAAGUCAACCUCCAAACCAGAGGGUCACGCCCAUACAACAAGAAUAAUGAAUCCUCAUUAUCUUUAUCACAGAAUAACGUUUGGCGUUUCAAAAAACAGGUUCUUCCUAUGUUUAUUCCUUUGAUGGUUGGUGUCUUGAUGGAAGCUGUUGGUUAUUUUGCUAGAACGCCUUCUCAUGGAAAUAAACAAUUGUUGACUCCUUACAUUAUCCAGUCCAUUCUUUUAUUGAUUGCACCUUCGUUUAUUGCUGCUACUAUCUAUAUGGUAUUCGGCAGAAUGAUGAGACUCUUGAAUGCUUCAGACUACUCCAUUAUUAAAUUCAAGUACCAAACAACUUUUUUUGUUGUGGGGGACGUUUUCAGUUUUUUUGUUCAAUCAGCCGGUGGUGGAAUGAUGUCCCAAAGUGGGAAUCAAGAUCUUGGGCCAAAAAUUGUUAUUGCUGGUUUAAUCAUACAAAUGAUAUUCCUAUUCUUCUUCAUUUUCUCUGAGAUCAAGUUCACAUAUUUGAUCAACAAAAUGCCUACGACUGCUAGUUAUGGAAACAUUAAAACCAGCACCAUGAAUCUUGCUCCGACUGAUUGGAAAAUUUUAAACAGUACUUUGAUUAUUACAAGCAUUUUAAUUUUCGCUAGGUGUGUUGUCAGAGUUGUGGAGUUUGCACAAGGUUUUAAUGGAUUUAUCAUUUCACACGAAGCUUUUAUUUACUUGCUCGAUGGAUUAUUGAUGAUAAUAGUGUCCUUCCUCUUGCUUCGUGUAAGACCAGAGUUGGUAAUGUUUGAAUUGAUGAAUCAAGAAUAUCUAGAAGAAGCCUCUUAUAAUGUUCUAUCAUCUCUACAGGCAUAA
Molecule: messenger RNA, 960 nt
Organism: Saccharomycopsis crataegensis
Lineage: Eukaryota; Fungi; Ascomycota; Saccharomycetes; Ascoideales; Saccharomycopsidaceae
Product: RTA1 domain-containing protein
Exons: 1
Coding region: 1-960 (319 amino acids)
Cellular component (GO): membrane
Source: RefSeq, a predicted model, not a curated record